Molecule: messenger RNA, 1614 nt
Organism: Closterium sp. Naga37s-1
Lineage: Eukaryota; Viridiplantae; Streptophyta; Zygnematophyceae; Desmidiales; Closteriaceae
Source: the annotation of a GenBank genome assembly
AUGUGGGUCUUUAGUCACUUUUUUUUCCUUUGCCCCAAUUCCAAGCCAUCAUCCACGGUCAUGCAUCAUCGCCUUCGUCCUACUCCCCUGCAGGUCAUCAUGUAUGUGGCUGUGCAUCGCUCUGAUUGGCUGCCGCGGGUGGCAGUGGUGAAGGCGUACGGGGCACUUGAGACCUUCACCUUCACUCAAUGGGCGCCUCCGGACUGCCCGUUCCUGCUGCCCGCUACAGUGCACAGGUCAACAUCAGCAGGCGCGCAACAAUCAUUUACAUCUGCCCGAACCUCCUUACUGCCUCCCGGCCCUGCCCAUAUCCUGCUACAUGAGAGGGAACCUUCCGACUCUGAAUCCAAGGAAGCUUCUGAGGAACCUUCGCCCUUCUCAUUCUCAUACGACAUGCCGGGGUCCCACACAGUCCCCAGCCCGCUGAGCUGCUUCCCAGAAGCUUCCUUUGACGAGAGCGCACCGGAAGAGGUUGAGCUGUUUCAGUCCAACAGCGGGCAUCUGCUGGUGCGGCCACGAAUCAACGGCCAGGACGUGGGCUACUUCAUUCUGGAUUCAGGCGCCAGCUGUUUCACCAUCGAGCCGGCUGUAGCAGACGGGCUAGGCCUGUCCAGCUUCGGGUGUGUGCACACAGUGACAGUGCAUGGACCGGCAGAGUGUGCAUUCAGACGAGCGGACUCGGUUCAGCUAGGGCCUCUGUCCAUCAGCAACGCUCUAUUCGUUGAUGUGGGAGGAGCAGCGCUGGUGCAGGGAGUGAAGCCGGUGGUAGGGAUUUGCGGCUAUGACGUGUUCCGAGACGCAGUUGUGCACGUGCAGGCACGUGGGAGGAAGGGAACUCUCCGGCUAUACAAACCCCAAGAAUCACAUUCUUACUCGGAAGCAGGCAGCACAUUAGCAGGCAGCGCAGAGGAUGGCACAGGGGAAGUGGACAGAGGCGAAACAGGGGCGAUGAAAUCCGCUAAUUCCCUCUUGGAUGGGUCAGCAGCAACUGCUCCUGUGCCUCCUGGCGUUGCCAUGGCACAAAGACGGGGCAGAGGAGGGGCGAGAGGGGGAGGAGGGGCAGCAGGCAGGGCCGGGGGAGGGGUGGCAGUGGUGACUGCUGCUCUGGUUGGAGGCCACCCCUCUGUGCCUGAUCUUGGAGAUAAGAUCUACUGGGAGCCUCUGCGAAUGCUAGGCAGCGUGCCUCACAUCGCAAUCUCCUUUCAAGAGCACUGGGACUCGGCCCCCCACUCCGGCCUCUUCCUUCUCGACACCGGAGCAGCCGGGGUGGACAUAAUAUUCAACGCGCGGGCAGUGGAGCGGUGUCAGCUGGGGAGGAGGGCCAAAGGGGGGGACAGCUGGCUUAAAGGCAUGGGGGGCGCAGGUGGAGGGGGAGGUGGAGGACAGCAAAUGACGGUGCGGCAGGGCAACCUGGCAGUGGUGACAGUAGCAGGCCAGCAGCUCAAGAAUGUGUCAGCGCUGUUCUCCACAGCAGAACAAGGAGCCUUGGAGUUGUCGCAGUACACUAGCGGUUUGAUAUGCCGUAACUUACUUUCCAAGUUUGACUUAGUGAUCGACUACCCUGGGCUUCGGGUCGGCCUCAUUCCUCGAUCUUCCCGCAUGUCUAAGCUAUAG